Molecule: messenger RNA, 1674 nt
Organism: Aspergillus niger
Lineage: Eukaryota; Fungi; Ascomycota; Eurotiomycetes; Eurotiales; Aspergillaceae
Exons: 2
Coding region: 1-1674 (557 amino acids)
Biological process (GO): regulation of DNA-templated transcription
Molecular function (GO): DNA-binding transcription factor activity, RNA polymerase II-specific; zinc ion binding
Source: RefSeq, a predicted model, not a curated record
AUGCACACAUGUGUGGUUAACAAGAUAAUAGUUGAUCUGCGGGACCGGCACCGUCGCCGUUGUAUUAAGAACAUUGGCCAGGAACGCCAGUCCAAGCGCAAAUCCUGCGACGCCUGUGCGCAGAAGAAGCUGCGGUGUUCCAUGACCCGGCCCUCCUGUAGCCGAUGUAUCCAAAGCCGACGGCCUUGCGUGUAUCCGCAGUCUUCUAUUCCUGUUCAAGCUCCCAAUCUUGAUGAUGCUCAAGAUAAUAUUGUUACGUCUUCCGGCUCCCUUCACUCAGUUUCGGUCUGCGCCGGUAUAAUACCUGGUGGCACGACAUGGGCCCUUCCCACAUAUCCGUUCGACACCCCGUCUACUGCCGACGAAGUAAAUGAUGUUUCGGGCUCCUCCUGGAGUCCCGAAACUCCAACAAAUGCCGAACUUGCGUUCCAAACCGUUAACGAGAGUACUAUGUUUCCCAUGCAAGAUGUCUCGUUGAUGAACUCCCCGCCCUGGCAAGAGGAUCUCCAUGAACGGCCCGAAACCCUUGGGCUGGAGGAGUUCUUUUCCGGGUCGCUUGACAGUUGUUCGCCAGCUAUGUAUAUACCACCGACGAUGGGGUCCUCUCCAGUGACCAUGGUACCUCCUACCCCGGCUACUCUCCCGGGCGACUCUUAUGCUACGGGAGGCGGACUGAGUAUGUCAUCGGUAUCCCCUGGCUAUUUCGAUAAUUUCUGGCCCGAUAACAUGGCGUCCACCGAUGAAGACCACGAAACUUGGCGAUUCGGCACGUACACAGAUAGCCGGUCCGGAUCGGGGUUCGGCCAAAACUUCCUGCCCAAAACAAGUCAUCAUAGCCCGGGUGACAUCGGUGAUCUCUAUCAAGAGCUGUUCAGCUUGUUACGUGAGUACCCCGGGCUGGCACUGCAGAGACAGUUCUACUCGCCUUUCCUACACCACGAGCUACAAGGGUAUGCGAUGCAAUCGUUGGGCCAGCCAAUUAGCACUACUCUGAGUUCGAUAUCAUCCUAUGCUAGUUAUCUGGAGGCUUGUGAUACAUUUGAUUUGUCAAUGCACGAUGGGGAGCGGCUCGCAGCAGCAGAAGGCUGCGUGGUAGCGCUUCAUGCUGUCUGUGUUCAACAGAUCCUGAGCAUUUUCGGCGAUAACUUCGCCACCACCGGCUUCAGCAAGCUCCCAAACUUUGCAGGCGAUCAAGGGCAUACCGAGACUCCUGUUGACAUUCUCUUGAGGAUGACGCAGCGGGUCUACAAACUUCAUGAGGACGUUCUUCGCACCCCCCAUGAAGAUGAAACAGAUUGGCGCCGAUGGAAAUUCGCCGAAUCCCUGCGACGUAAUAUUUUCUUCGCCAAUAUAAUCCGAACAUUAGCAGGACGGGCCCGCCGUUACAACGGGAUCAACAUUGACCCGCUAGAUAGCGCGAUCCUUCUUCAGCUGCCGUUGCCGGCGCCGGAGGAAAUGUGGCGAGCACGCAGCGAGGGGGAGUGGAUGAUAGCCCGCGCACAGACGCAGCGGUCGUGGGCGCGGGGCGUGGAUGGCAGCAUGCUGCCAGCCCUGCGGACCCUACAACAGCUGCUGGUGCUGGAAGAGGUUGGCAGUGUAAGUGUUACGUUAUUGCUUCCCAUCACACGCAUGAUUCUGGCGUGUGCCAAGCUCAAUGGAGCUUCAUAUGGCUGA